AUGGUACAACGGGAGGGCGGCUCGUUUUGUCUCGGCGAGGAGGAGCUGUGUAAACCAGACUGGGUGGAGCAACGCAUCGCCCAGCCCCAUCCCUGUGCAGACGGCCUUGUGUCCCGUGCGCCCGGAGCUCGGAGAGAGACUACUGUACUGCGAGUCUGGCGGAAAGAGAGAGAGGGGGCCGGUCUAUGGGAGGGGCUAGCGCAAAGGGGGGAAUUGGAAGGAGGAGGGGGCGAGGAGGAGGAGGCGGCACGGGUGCUGUUUCUCCAGUCUCUUUCCCCUGUCUUUGUCUCACACACUCUUUUGUUAGCCAUGCCUAGCCUGCUGGUUCUAGCAGGGAUCAUGGAGAAAAAUGGGGGCUACGGCAGGGAUCUGGCCGGCUCCGGCUUCGGAAGUGAGGGUCUCCUUGUGCCGCCCGACGAGGAGGAAGACGACUCCCGUGCCCUCAGGGUCGCGCUGGGCCAGCUGUCUCUGCUGGGGCUCGGGGAAGGCGAGGACGGCGGCGGAGCCCCCACAACAGGAGUACAGGACCGGAGCAACAAUAACAACAACCACCACAACCACACGAACAGCGUCGGGGGCGGCGGGGACGCGGCGAUCCUGCAAGGGAAGAGCAAGUUGUGCGCCCUGUACGAGAGCUCCUCAAGUGAGACGAAAGGACGAGGCUGCAACAUCACAGAAUGCGUCCCAGUGCCCAGCUCUGAACAUGUGGCCGAAAUAGUGGGGAGACAAGGUUGCAAGAUCAAAGCCUUGCGGGCCAAGACCAACACCUACAUCAAAACCCCCGUCAGAGGAGAGGAACCUGUGUUCCUGAUCACUGGCCGGAAGGAGGAUGUUGCACUGGCCCGCCGUGAAAUCAUCUCUGCUGCGGAGCACUUCUCCAUGCUGCGGGCAUCCCGCAACAAGCUGGGAGUGUCCUUCAGCGGUUCCCCGCCCACACCUUUGCCAGGCCAGACCACCAUUCAGGUGAGAGUGCCAUACCGUGUCGUGGGGCUGGUGGUGGGGCCUAAAGGCUCCACCAUCAAACGCAUCCAGCAGCAGACCUGCACUUACAUUGUCACUCCGAGUCGGGACCGUGACCCGGUCUUUGAGAUCACAGGCUCCCCGAGUAACGCCGAGCGGGCCCGUGAGGAGAUCGAAGCACACAUCGCCUUUCGAACGGGAGGCCUGCACGACCACAACAAUGAGAACGACUGUCUAGGGCCGAACGGUGGAAGCAGCCCGGCGGGCAGCAGCGGCGGUCUGGAGAGCCGGCUACAGCAGGUGUGGGGGCUGCAGGGGGGCCAGCGCAAGCCUCUCACCAGCAGCUACCGCCAAAACUUCUCAGAUGCCAUGGUUGGAGGAGGAGGGGGAGGAGGUAGUGAGGGAGGGGGAAUCUACAACAAAGGCAACUUCUCCAGCUCUGGAGAGAAGCCCUGCUCGUAUUUUGGAUCCGACGGUACCCAGAGCUGGGGUGACCCCGACUACCCCAAACAGGUGGCCUUCUACGCCCAGCAGCGCUCCAAAAGCUUCGGAGGCCUCCCGCUGCCCCUAACCAGACUGUCCCCCGGCUUACCUGAGCCCUGCGGAGGCGGAACCACCAACAACUCUUCAGUCACCAGCAUUGUGCCCGUAGCCGGCUCACCUCACGCCCAGGCCCGCCGUGCCCACAGCGAGCCCACCUCAGCCGGCGAGGGCUUCCCCGGCCGUCUGCCGGUGCCGGACUCGCCGCCGGCCACCGUGCGGGACUGCAUGACCUGCUUUGAGAGCAAAGUGACGGCUGCCUUGGUGCCCUGUGGCCAUAACCUCUUCUGCAUGGAGUGUGCCAUCCGAAUCUGUGAGCUCAACCACCCGGAGUGCCCAGUGUGCCACACCCAGGUCACACAGGCCAUCCGGAUAUUCUCUUAAAGAACCACGCCAGUUUUUACCAUUAG
This is a messenger RNA of Archocentrus centrarchus (flier cichlid), 1910 nucleotides long. RefSeq names its product mex-3 RNA binding family member A (gene mex3a). Lineage: Eukaryota; Metazoa; Chordata; Actinopteri; Cichliformes; Cichlidae. Gene Ontology annotation, molecular function: RNA binding. The record is from RefSeq and is a predicted model, not a curated record.